CUAGCUAACCCUAUGAGCUUUGAAACCACAGCAAUCACUUUCUUCAUCCUCCUUCUAAUUUGCUUCAUUUGCAUCCUCCUUUUAUUGAUGGUUUUUUUAUAUAAAUGUUUCCAAACCAAGAGCGAUGAAGAUACAGAAAAAAGUCCUUGUACAAAUGCUAAUGGAGGUGAAGAUUGUUUAGCUACUAAUGCAGCUACUGCAGAGACAGACAAUUCAGGAGACCAAGAAAAGCCUGUCCUAACACAAAUCAUGGACUUGAACGGACCGACGAGGCCUGGCAUUCUUGUCCAGAGACGGAGUAAAGAAGAGGUGGUCACACCCUUAGAAAACAAAGAGAACGUAGUAGAGAAAGAGGAGGACAAAACAAAAGAGAAAGAAGAGCCUAAGAAUGCUGAAGGAAAUGGUGAAGAGGACGAAGAUUUGCAAAAACCACCCAUACCUCUCAGUACAACUCCCUCAGGUGUUGAAAACCCCAAAAGACCUUUAAAAGGAGUGACAUUUUCUAGGGAGGUAAUUGUUGUGGACCUUGGGAAGGAAUACCCAACACCUCGAAGCUAUACUCGAGAACAUAAAGAAAGAAAAUGA
Enhydra lutris kenyoni (northern sea otter) is the source of this 585-nucleotide messenger RNA. RefSeq names its product chromosome unknown C2orf74 homolog (gene DEMA1). The transcript is spliced from 4 exons. The coding region runs from base 13 to 585 and encodes 190 amino acids. The record is from RefSeq and is a predicted model, not a curated record. NCBI's taxonomy places the organism in Eukaryota, Metazoa, Chordata, Mammalia, Carnivora, Mustelidae.